This is a messenger RNA of Strongylus vulgaris, 492 nucleotides long. NCBI's taxonomy places the organism in Eukaryota, Metazoa, Nematoda, Chromadorea, Rhabditida, Strongylidae. The record is from the annotation of a GenBank genome assembly.
UUUUUUUUUCAGAGCGAAACAAGCACGAACCUGGACAUUCGUGGUGAAGAGGAAAGUCGAUGGGCUCAAGCGAUCCGCAAUGGUCGUCGAAGAGAUUGCCGUCUUGCAGCGAAACUUCUUGGAAACAUGAUGACUGUGCUCCGAAGCCCAAGCGGAGCAUGGAGCUCAGGAGAAGAAGCGCAACAACUAUUCUGGCGAUUAGACGUCUGGGAAGAUGACAGUCGUCGACGUCGUAGAUUUGUCCCGAAUGUAUAUGGCUCAAAACAUGAAGAAGCGAGCAUUAUCACGGUGCCAGAGACCCAGGAGCUGAGUGAAGAGGAGAAAUUGAAAAUGUUGGCGAAUAGCAUUGCACCUGGUCGAGGCCAGUCGUCAGAGCUAGUUGAUGAAAGCGAUAUAGACAAGUGGGCUGCCGAAGUUGACCCUACGCCUAGCAGUGGUGGGUUUUUCAAAACUUUCCUUGAACAUAUUCCUUCCAUUUUUCGCCCAAUUUAG